AUGAUUAGUGCCAAGAAGCUUAUCAAAUUGGCUAGAAAAUGGCAGAAGACGGCUGUUAUCAGGCGAAAAAGAAUCACACUGCCACAAACAGACACAAGCAGCUGUAGCACAUCAUCUACAGCUGAGAAGGGCCAUUUUGUUGUGUACUCUGCAGAUCAGAAACGGUUUUUGCUUCCUCUAGAUUAUCUUAACAAAGCAUUUGUGAGAGAGCUACUUGAACUGGCAGAAGAGGAGUUUGGAUUGCCUAGCAAUGGACAUCUCACGUUGCCGUGUGAUGCAGAGCUAGUGGAAUAUGCAAUUGCUUUGAUCAAUCAGCAUGUCACUAGAGAUGUAGACAAGGCAUUGUUGUUGUCCAUGGCUAGCAGUCACUGCUCAACAUCGUCGGAUCUCCAUCAGCAAGUAACAGUCCAUCAAUUACCAAUUUCCGGCUUCUAA
This is a messenger RNA of Populus euphratica (Euphrates poplar), 435 nucleotides long. RefSeq lists its product as uncharacterized. Lineage: Eukaryota; Viridiplantae; Streptophyta; Magnoliopsida; Malpighiales; Salicaceae. The transcript has a single exon. Gene Ontology annotation, biological process: response to auxin. The record is from RefSeq and is a predicted model, not a curated record. The coding region runs from base 1 to 435 and encodes 144 amino acids.